Belonocnema kinseyi is the source of this 1432-nucleotide messenger RNA. Its product is annotated as lymphocyte expansion molecule. The record is from RefSeq and is a predicted model, not a curated record. The transcript has 6 exons. Lineage: Eukaryota; Metazoa; Arthropoda; Insecta; Hymenoptera; Cynipidae. Bases 78 to 1226 code for a protein of 382 amino acids.
UCUAAAGGAUAUUUAAAUUAAUCUUGUAUUAACAAAUAAUAUAAUUAUUUAAUUUGAAAAAUAAUAAUAAUUAAAAAAUGGUCUGUGAGAAAGAUAAUCAUUCUUUUAGGAUUUGUCGUUGCGCCUGUAGGUGGCGUUGCAAGUGUGUGUUAAUUCGUGAAAGAAAACCUCAUCCACCAUUCAAUAUUGGACUGAAAUCGAGAGUUCAAUUAGGUUUGCAUCCUAAAUUAGACCAGCAGUCGCAUGAAUCACCACCAAUUGGCUCUUACGAACUACCACCGAUUCGAAAAAAAUGCUUGGUCAUAAGUUGGAAAAGGAAGGAGGAAAUGGAAGAAUUUUCUGCGACACAAGGAGGACGCCUUUUGGGCAAAUUUGGGAUAUUGGAGAAAGAGAAAAAAAGUAAUAUCGGUCCUGGGACUUAUCAGUUGGACCAGUGGCCUGAAAAUAUUUUCGAAAAGAGAGGAAGGAAUGUGAAAGGAGAUAUUGGCUUUGGAACAAUGUCUCGGUUUCCGAAAAAAUCAAAGUUUUCGACUCCUGGGCCUGGUUACACUGGAAGGGAUCAUAAUCCAUUUUUUUACAUUGAUCAGAAUCGAUUUAAAGGGUUUUCUUCCACCCCAAGUUUCGAGUACGAUGGCUUGGCCCCAAGAAUUAAAAAAGAAAAAACGUGGUCUUUACCUCCUAAUAGGUAUAAUGUCCAACAUCCUGAUUGCAUAGACAAUGUUUUGAAAAAAGUUACUGGUAAAAGAGGACCCUACGAUUUAUUUACAGGGCCUAGGGAUAAUUCCACUAUUACAGGAUAUCUUGCAACUACUAAAAUAUUCGGAUACCCUGAUUGGCCUCAAAAAAUACCAGGAGAAAUUGAAAAACUUUUUAAUAAAUCGAACUAUUUUAAGGGUGUUUGGUCCAAUUGUCCAAGAUAUCCAAAGAAGCCAACGUUGAGAUUGAUGCAAAACGACCUAAGUCUGUGUUAUAAAGACCCAUCUCAACCAGGACCGGGUCAGUAUGAUCCAAAAUUCCCCGAAAGGCCAAAAAAUGCAAAAAAUUAUCCUUUUGGAAAAAGUGCCGAAAAAGAUAGGCCACUGCGUCCUAAAGAAAUUCGACCUGGACCAGGAAGAUAUAAUCCAAAAAUUGCAAAAAAUAUUAAGGGCUCUGGCUGGAGUUCAGUUUUCAAAAGCAAGAUCCCAAGGAUCAAAAAUCUAGCAAAAGAGACUUAUAACAGUUUUUGAAACUGUUCAAUUCUAAUUUUAUACAAAGUGCCCUAUUUAUUAUAUAAUGCGAUUUUUCAAUACAGAUUUCUGUUACCGGCAUUUAUCGACAUCUAGAAACUUCUAUGGUUUGUGUCUGUGCUGAAUAAAAAAUUCAGUAUGGACUCGAACCAUUCAAAUUUCUUGAUGUCGGUAAAUGUCGGUAAGACAACUCCAUAUUUAGAAGC